Molecule: messenger RNA, 3588 nt
Organism: Lithohypha guttulata
Lineage: Eukaryota; Fungi; Ascomycota; Eurotiomycetes; Chaetothyriales; Trichomeriaceae
Gene: PRP22
Product: DEAH-box ATP-dependent RNA helicase prp22
Exons: 1
Coding region: 1-3588 (1195 amino acids)
Biological process (GO): spliceosomal complex disassembly
Cellular component (GO): catalytic step 2 spliceosome; intracellular anatomical structure
Molecular function (GO): RNA binding; ATP binding; RNA helicase activity
Source: RefSeq, a predicted model, not a curated record
AUGGAUGACCUCGAGAGUCUGGAAUACCUCUCUCUUGUGGCCAAGAUCACUUCUGAACUACAAAAUCAUGUUGGUUUGGGCGACAAGGCUCUUGCUGAAUUCGUGAUCGCGCAACAUGGCGGCAAAGAUCUGGUGUCCUUCAAGAAGGCUCUGGCCGAGAUGGAGGCAGACUUUCCCGAGUCUUUGAUUGAAUCCGUUGAUCGACUCGUGCUGACUAUGCAUCCAAAGUAUAAGAAGAGCCUCAAUCUAGACAAAUCGCGAAACCGUGAUAUUGAAAAGAUGGACGAUAUUGGUCGCAAGGCAAAGGUCUUCAAGGGCUUGGCUGUUGCUGACAAGACACAGACCUGGGAAGAGAGUGAUGGCUCGGCUGACGAUACUUUUGCGAUAUUGGAAGGGCUGGCACCAGACAAGUCUAACGGAACAGCGCAUGGCAGCAGAAAACGCAGUCGAAGUCCCGACGAUUACCACCACCCACGAAAGCGGAGAUCUAGGAGUCCCGGCCACCCACCUCGCUCGAGAAGGAGGAGAUAUAGCGAUGAGAGUGAUCGUGACGAAUAUCAAGAGCAACUGCAACGUGAGAAAAAUAGCAAUGGUCGUCGACACAGGCACAGGCAUGACAACGAUGAAGACAAAUACUUGGACAGGAGAAAGCCGCGGCAAGAAAUAGACGACCAUCCAGUACUCUAUAAGGUCUACGAUGGGUGGGUUACAGGUAUCAAAGACUUUGGCGCAUUUGUGAAUCUGAAAGGUGUAGAGGGCAAGGUGGAUGGACUAGUACACGUUUCAGCCAUGCAAGAGGGAGCCCGUGUAAACCAUCCUUCUGAUCUACUUUCCAGAGGGCAAGAGGUCAAGGUCAAGGUCGUCAAGAUCGAGGGAAACAGAAUAGGCUUGUCGAUGAAAGAGGUUGACCAAGUCACAGGUAGAGACCUCGUGCCGUCACGCAGAAUUGCCUCGGGAGCCAAUAUGGAGCGACUCAAUGGUGCAGGCGAUUUCAACAAUGAGGAAGUGCCUGUAAUUGAAGACAUCUAUGGAGGCAGAUCCAAGAACAGGAAGCGAAUGACUUCACCCGAACGCUGGGAGAUCAAGCAACUAAUCGCCGCUGGUGCUCUGAAAGCUUCGGACUACCCUGACAUCGACAAAGACUACGAUGAUGGGUUGAAUGGUGACGGUGGUCAAGAACUUGAAGAGGAUGUGGAUAUCGAGGUUCGUGAAGAGGAACCUCCCUUCUUAGCUGGACAGACUAAACAGUCACUUGAACUGUCUCCUAUACGCGUCGUCAAGGCACCAGAAGGCUCACUGAACAGAGCUGCUCAGGCAGGCACCUCUUUAGCUAAGGAAAGACGAGAUCUGAAAGACCAAGAAGCCAAAGACCGUGCUGCCGAAGAAGCCUCGAAAGUAAAUCUGAACGAGCAAUGGCAGGAUCCUAUGAUUGCUCCAGAAGAUCGAAAAUUCGCUGCAGACUUCAAACAGAAGCAGCAAGAACAAUCCAAGGCAACGCUUGUGGUCCCUGAGUGGAAGCGAGUGACACAAGGUCCGAAUCAGGCACUAGGGAGGAGGACGAAUAUGACCAUAAAAGAACAGCGAGAAAGCCUUCCUGUAUACAAAUUCAGGAAGCAACUUCUGGAAGCAGUGGAGCAGAACCAGCUAUUGAUUGUGGUCGGUGAUACUGGCUCUGGGAAGACUACGCAACUCACUCAGUAUCUGGCUGAAGGGGGUUAUGCAGCAAGAGGCAUCAUCGGCUGCACACAGCCUCGUCGUGUUGCUGCAAUGUCAGUCGCAAAACGUGUUUCAGAAGAGGUUGGCUGUGAGCUUGGCCGUGAAGUGGGCUAUACAAUCCGGUUCGAGGAUCGAACUUCAGCCGAUACGCGAAUAAAGUAUAUGACGGAUGGCAUGCUUCAACGCGAAAUUCUGGUUGAUCCUGACCUCAAGAGCUAUUCUGUUAUCAUGCUGGACGAAGCACACGAAAGAACGAUCGCUACUGAUGUGCUAUUUGGACUCCUGAAGAAGACUGUCAAGAGAAGACCUGAUCUCCGCAUCAUUGUUACAUCUGCCACCCUUGACGCUGACAAGUUCUCUGACUUCUUUAAUCAAUGCCCCAUAUUUUCGAUUCCAGGUCGGACAUUUCCUGUCGAAAUUAUGUACUCCCGUGAACCAGAAGAAGACUAUCUUGAUGCCGCUCUGACGACAGUCAUGCAAAUCCACCUGACUGAGCCUGCUGGCGAUAUCUUGGUGUUUUUGACGGGUCAAGAAGAGAUCGAUACAAGUUGCGAAAUCCUAUAUGAGCGUAUGAAGGCUCUAGGUCCCGCAGUUCCAGAACUAGUCAUUCUGCCAGUGUAUUCAGCAUUACCAAGUGAGAUGCAGAGCAGAAUCUUCGAUCCAGCCCCGCCUGGUGGUCGAAAGGUUGUCAUCGCUACCAAUAUCGCUGAGACAUCUAUCACGAUUGACCAGAUCUACUAUGUCAUUGAUCCUGGAUUUGUGAAGCAGAAUGCAUACGAUCCCAAAUUAGGCAUGGAUUCGUUAGUCGUCACACCAAUCUCACAGGCACAAGCAAAACAAAGAGCGGGUCGUGCGGGCCGUACAGGACCGGGAAAGUGCUUUAGGCUAUACACUGAAGCUGCAUAUCAAUCCGAAAUGCUGCCAACUACGGUACCGGAGAUCCAGAGACAGAACCUGGCGCAAACAAUCCUUAUGCUCAAAGCUAUGGGCAUCAAUGACCUGCUUCAUUUCGACUUCAUGGACCCACCUCCAACGAACACCAUGUUGACAGCUCUAGAGGAACUGUAUGCAUUAGCAGCGUUGGAUGACGAAGGCCUCCUCACACGAUUGGGUAGAAAGAUGGCAGAUCUCCCAGUCGAGCCUUCUUUGGCCAAGACUCUGCUCACCUCGAUCGAGUUAGGGUGUUCUGAGGAGAUUUUGACAGUAGUCGCCAUGCUAUCAAUUCAAAACGUGUUCUAUCGCCCCAAGGAGAAGCAGCAACAGGCCGACCAGAAGAAAGCUAAGUUUCAUGAUCCACAUGGUGAUCACUUGACACUCUUGAAUGUUUAUUCAGGGUGGAAGAACUCGCGGUUCAGUGACCCUUGGUGCUUCGAGAACUUUAUUCAGAAGCGGUCAAUGACUCGAGCUCGUGAUAUUCGAAAGCAGUUGGUGGACAUCAUGGGACGAUAUCGUCACCAGAUCGUGUCUUGUGGACGCAACACAGAAAAGGUGAGGAGAGCUCUUUGCACUGGCUUCUUCCGCAACAGCGCCAGGAAGGAUCCACAAGAAGGCUACAAGACGAUGGUGGAAGGGACGCCCGUGUACAUGCAUCCAGCGUCAAGUCUAUUUGGCAAGCCUGCGGAACAUGUUAUAUAUCACACCCUUGUGCUUACCACGAAGGAAUAUAUGCAUUGUGCCACGGUCAUCGAGCCCAAAUGGCUUGUGGAAGCUGCACCAACAUUCUUCAGAGUAGCGCCCACGGAUAAGCUCAGCAAGCGGAAGAAGGCAGAACGCAUACAGCCACUGCAUAACAAGUUUGCUGGCGAAGACGAUUGGAGGUUGUCUGCUCAGAAGAGACAGUCAAGAGGUGGUGGAGGAGGUACUUGGGGUUGA